GCGACGGCUAUUGAUGCAAGUGACACACUCCCGCCAAUUCCGACUGAGGAGCGCGAGGCAGGCAGCGGGGGCAAACUACAGGAGUGAUGCGGGAGCUGCGGGAAGACAAAUAGUUAUGUUUUAAUGAAAUAAAUUAGAAAUACAUGUCGCUUGUUUAGCCGCACAAUAAUCCGGGGGGCCUUUAACGGGUGUUUUACGCGAGCUCUGCCGUUGUUUUGACGCUUGUUUUUGCCGGACAAUAUCGCGACCGAGUGGAGGACCCGGGUUAGUGGUUGGGGAUGUUGGCGGCGGAAAACCCAUCCGUGGACGGACGUUUGGCAGCAUCGACUCCCCGCAGACGAGGUAUGGAUUGUAAGUCAAGUAACAAUGCCAACAAGAAACUCAUCCAAGCUCGUCUCCCAUUCAAGCGCUUGACAUCUGAACCGAAAGAGAACCAGCCACCUAAACGCCCCUGUGUGCACGCCUGCCCUGAACCAGGAGUCACAGACAGGGAAAAUGAGAGUGAGUCCUCUGCAGUCCCUGUGCACAAUGGCCCACCUUUGGUUAAUGGUCGCGGGCCCCUUGAUGGCUUCCUGAGCCGUAGACGCCCUGCAUCCUCAAAUGCGAAGACAGUAAUAGAUCUGACCCUGGAAAACAGCUCAUCUCCUGUAAAGUGCCUUGUUUCACCUGCGCCUGCCUCUCCCUGCCUCCCAACAAAAGACAAGCAUCAGGGCACAGACAAAACUGCCUCUUCUGGGAAACCCAGCAAUGUCGAUAACACUCCUAAAAAACACACUUUAGACUGCACAGAAGUUGACAAAGAUGAAGUAGAAGAGGUGGAAGAAAAAGAUGGGAAUCAGACCGCAUCUACAUUGCAGCUUGACACAACGCAGGAAUCUGAAAGUGAGCCAGAAGAGCAGAAUGAGUCAGGAAACGUUUCCAGUUUAGGAAAUAAGUCCAUGCUGUCGGUUUCAUCAGUCAGCUCCUCAUCUGAAAGCUCACCUGAGAAGACUGAUGACCAUACACCUGAUUCUACACCUACAGAGCCAAAGACAACCCCCAAGAUACCAACAGAUCAGAAAAAGAUCAAGCGACGCUCAUUGAAGAGUCUACAGGAACAAGAGGAGAGGCUUCGGCUGCAACAGGAGAAAGAACGACAGAAGGAGGAGGCUAAAGCUGCAAAGGAGAAGAAGAAAGAAGAGGCCCGUAAGAUGAAGGAGGAGCGUGAAAAGGAAAAACGAGAAAAGAAAGAAAAAGAUGAGCGGGAGAAACGAGAGAAAAAGGAGAAGGAGGAGAAGGAAAAGGCAGAGAGGUUAAAAGCAAAAGAGGAGCAACGGAAAUCAAAGCUGGAGGCAAAGCUUGAAGAAAAACGGAAGAAGGAAGAAGAAAAGCGAAUGAAGGAGGAAGAGAAACGGUUGAAAGAAGAGAAGGAUCGCCUCAAAGCUGAGAAGGCAGAAAUCACACGGUUUUUACAAAAACCCAAAAUCCAACAGGCUCCAAAGACACUUGCUGCUGCAUGUGGAAAGUUUGCUCCAUUUGAGAUAAAAGAAAAUGUGUCUCUGGCACCGCUGUGCCGGGUUCAGUGUGAGGAGUCCGUUCUGGAGGAACUUGACCGGUGUUUGUUGAACCCUGCUGAUAAUUCGAACGGGCUGAAGGACUGGAUCGGACAAAAACCUCGCCAGUCAGGACCCACCAAACCUCGACAGACUGACUCACUCAGUGAGUGUAUAGCGGUGGAGGGGCCUAAACCAGAUGGUGUGCCGGAUCGCAAACGUUACGGACCCAUGAAGCUGCUGCAGUUCCAUGCAAACUACCGUCCAGCCUACUGGGGCACCUGGAGUAAGAAGAGUUCACACAUCUCACCUCGCUGCCCCUUAAGACAGGACAAGGAUUUGUUGGACUAUGAGGUGGACAGUGAUGAAGAAUGGGAGGAAGAGGAACCAGGAGAGUCUCUGUCACACAGUGAAGGGGAAGAUGAGGAGGAAGGAGGUGAAGAUGACGAUGAUGACGGCUUCUUUGUGCCUCAUGGAUACCUUUCUGAUGAUGAGGGCGCUCUAGAAGAGGAGGAGGGCGGCGACCUCGAGAAGCAGAAACUACGACAGAAACUGAAAGCGAGGGAGUGGGAUGAGCUGAUGUCCACCAAGAAGAAGAUGAAGGUGCUGGAGCCGGUGGUCAAAGGCUGUGUAUGGGAGGGAGAAGGAUCCAGUUUGCAGCUCUUCCAGCCGUAUGCUGUGUGUCUGAUUGAGUCCUUACCGAAGGCAGACAACAGCCCCAGCCGAGAAGAGCUGUCACAGAGGUGUCAGAGAGAAGCACGAUUACUCGGCCAGCUGUUGCCUCUGCUGCACGGCAAUAUCAACAGCACCAAAGUGAUCAUCACUGAGUUUCAGGAGUUUUGUCGUCAUCAGAACUCUUCAUCAUCGUCGUCGUCGUCAUCGCCGUCAUCACCUCCUGAACUGUCCAGCCCUCAGAGCCCAGCAGAAAACAUUCCCACCAGGAUACAGGUGAAGCGCCUCAUGAAGAGCAACGCUGUUUACGAGAAGCGCUCCACCUACAGACGCUGCUGCUGGUAUGUGCACUCGGAGGUCCUGUCCCGUUUUGGUCAGGAAGCUCUUCCCGUGCCCUGUCAGUGGACCUACCUCACCACAGGAGCUCGAGAAGAGUCCCGUGAAGAACCCCAGGCAGCCACAGGCUCUCAGGGAAACUCUCCCACUACACCCCAGACCUCGUCCGCCACAUCUUCAUCCUCCAACAAAAGGAAGAGCACAGGCAGCAUGUCUAUCACCAAGUUCAUGAAGCGAUGUACUGACCCUGAGCAGACGGAAGCAAUGGAGGCCGGUUUUCAAGCAGAUACUGAGGAUGACGACGAGGAAGACUGCGUCAUCAUCUCCACACAGAGUGGUCCGACCAGAGAGAACUCGUCCAGCGAAGGAGACUGUCCGAUGGAAGUCACCCCCUCCGACACAGCUGCUCUCCCCGUAGCCAGCGCUGCUCCGACACUCGCCACCGCCUGAGGACAGGAUUUCAGGCCGUCUCCUCUAACCAAGCUGCCCCCCGUGUUCCCCUCAUUAACUCUUCCCUCCUGGUUCUGAACUCUACUGCGUCCAAGACGGAAUCAAGUCUUCAAGCAAGAUGAAGCACCGCACUCGGGUACAAGCAGCUCGCAAGCAAGCGACGUCCGCUCAGUAUUACGAGUUCCCCUCUCACUUCAUUUUUUCUUUUUCUUUUUUAAAGGAGUCAGGAGUCAUCUUGCCUGUAAAAGUUAGCUGUGCAUAAAAUCAGAGUGUCUGAAUUGAUUUGAGGACAGUGUUCAUUAACUAUGUAUCUGAUUUUUGUUGUCAGGCAUGUUUGACGUGGGCGUCUUUAAAGAGGAAGGUCACAGUCUCUCUUGCACUGCGUUAGCUACAGCAGAUUGGGUUGAACAGAGAGAGGAAGAGCAGAACGAAUGCCCAGUUUUCAUGAGAAGCAUCCAAGACCACCCCCCCACCGAGAGCGGCAUUAUCUUUUUUGACAUGUUGACUUCAUGACAUGAUUGGAUUUCCUCUAGUCAAACUGUAUAUAGUUUACCAGAAAUAAUAGUUGGGGGAAUCGAGAGGCUGAAAGUCCGUCUGAACGUUCCCCCUUUUUGAUGUCAAUGGGUGCAUUUAUUCUGCGAUUUCUAAUUCUGACAACUCACUGGAGUAGUUGCUAGGCCUGUACUUGUACAGUUAGGUCCAGUGUCACAAUGUUUUAUAAAUAUGUAUUUUCUUUAUUUUGUUUUUCAAGAAUACUUGAACAGGAUAAAUUCAUUAAACAUGAAUAAAAGUACA
Molecule: messenger RNA, 3785 nt
Organism: Larimichthys crocea (large yellow croaker)
Lineage: Eukaryota; Metazoa; Chordata; Actinopteri; Sciaenidae
Gene: chaf1a
Product: chromatin assembly factor 1, subunit A (p150)
Exons: 16
Coding region: 279-2990 (903 amino acids)
Biological process (GO): nucleosome assembly
Cellular component (GO): CAF-1 complex; nucleus
Source: RefSeq, a predicted model, not a curated record